Cyprinus carpio (common carp) is the source of this 1256-nucleotide messenger RNA. RefSeq names its product zinc finger, MYND-type containing 10 (gene zmynd10). Bases 163 to 1221 code for a protein of 352 amino acids. The record is from RefSeq and is a predicted model, not a curated record. The transcript is spliced from 9 exons. Gene Ontology annotation, cellular component: centriolar satellite; cytoplasm. NCBI's taxonomy places the organism in Eukaryota, Metazoa, Chordata, Actinopteri, Cypriniformes, Cyprinidae. Gene Ontology annotation, biological process: outer dynein arm assembly; inner dynein arm assembly; motile cilium assembly.
GUCAGUGUCAUUAGAGCUCGUCACUUCCGCACUCAGUGUGUACCUGUAACCAUAGUGACGAAAGAGGAAGUGUUAUCCGCGCUGUUUGUUUGAUGAAUUAGAAUAAAGCGCAGACGAAAACAUUAAAGCUUUACGUUUCAAAGUCGAGUACGUUCACAAGCGAUGGAUUCGGUACUUCUGCAUGGAGAAGCCGAAGGUUAUAUUCAGAGUCUGGAGAAGAUGGCAUUGCGUGAUAUCGGAAGCACAAAGUGGUUUCGCCAGCAUGAGUACAUUGAGAAGCUGAAUAUGCAAGCUAUUCUGAAUGCCAGUGCCAACCAGGAGGAAUUCAUAAAAGACCUGUUUGUUUCUCUUGGAAAGAUCCCCACACUGGUGCAUGCAAUGAUACUUACAGAAGUCUGGAAAUAUAAAGUGUUUCCCAUAAUUUGCAAACUCCAGGACUUUAACCCAAAGAGCACAUUUCUUCUCUACAUGGUGAUUCACCACGAAGCUACCAUCAUAAACCUGCUGGAAACAAUUAUGUACCACAAGGAGUCCAGCGAGGCUGCUGGUGAUAGUGUACUUGAUUUAGUGGAUUACUGUCAUCGCAAACUCACACUGCUGGCAGGACGCUCUGUUUCUGGAGAGAUCCCGACGGAGGACCAAGUUACACACACACAGCUGUCAGACACGACAUCUGUACAAGAUGUGCAAAGACAAAGUGACAUGUUAGAGUUUGAAAUCUCUGUCAAGGCUCUGUCAGUAUUGUGCUACAUCACCGAUCACAUUGAGAGUUUGAGUUUGAGUGUGCUCUCGAGGAUGCUGUGCACUCAUAAUAUGCCCUGUGUGCUGGUACAAUUAGUGGAAAAUUGCCCCUGGAACAAAGGAGCACUGGAGAAGUACACAGAGGGGAAGUGGAGAACCGUCCUGCCUGAAGAUCAGCUAAAGCUGAGUAAACAUGACGGCCAGGUGUGGAUGGCUUUACUGAACCUGCUCCUCAAACCAGACUGCCAGAGGAAAUAUGAUUUCAAUAACUUUAACAAAACACAGCUCUUAAAGCUCCGUGGGUUUUUGACAGACGUUGUUAUAGAUCAGUUACCAAAUCUACUUGAUCUCAGGCAUUUUCUCAGUCAACUUGCUAUCACAGAUCCAGCAGCCCCUAAAAAAGAUCUCAUCUUGGAGCAGGUAUUCCAGCAAACACACACCUAUAUACAGUACUACCAUUCAAAAGUUUGGGGUCAGUAAAAAAAAGUUUUUUUAAAAGAAGUUAAUAUUUUUAU